AUGGCAGUCAUGAACCUCAACUCAUCCAACACCUCAAGCUUGGACACCACCUCCCCUUAUUCGGGCCGCCUGGGUCUGUGCUGUGCAUUGGGCCUCCCUGGUAACAUAGCUGUCCUGGUGUUCACCCUGCGCUGCUUGUCCUGACGCCCCAACUUUACGCUGUGCCUAAUACUGAACCUGGCGUCCUCCGACAUCUUGUGCCUGGCCUCUGUGCCCGUGUGGAUCUAUACUCUCCUGUACGGCUGGACUCUGGGCCGUGCCACCUGCAAGUUAGCCACCUUCCUACUCUACCUCAGCCUGUACGUUAACGUGCUAACGGUCACUCUACUCGGUGUCCAGCGCUACCUCCAGGUGCUAUACCCGCAGAUUUGGAACCGGCUGGUGCGCAAGGGGAAGGUGGUGUUGCUCCUGGCCUUGUGGGGGCUCGCCUGCGCCCUGACUACUUGCUAUGUGGGUGAUGGCGAGCUCAAGUGCCGGAGACUCAUGGGCUCCGAUGCUGAAAGAGUAGCGGUCCUCAUCUUGGAGACCCUUCUGGGGUUUGUGGUCCCGUUCUCUGAGCUGGUCACGUCCUAUUUGUGCCUCCACCGCUGGGUGAACCAGACGGCGCUGUUCAGCAGCGCAAAGUUGACGCGGCUGGUUACCAAUGUGGUGGUCACCUUCUUUAUCCUCUGGGUCCCUGUGCACAUCAUCAACAUGGUGGACGUUGCCGGUGUGGUGCUGCGGCCUUCCCAGCUAGAGGCGUCGACAGUGCUGCUGCGCCACAGGAGCACGGCAGCAUGUGUCGUCCGGAGCUUCACAUUUGUUAACAGCUGCCUGGACCCCUUCGCCUCGCGGAAGAACUGGGAGCAGCCCAAGAGGUCGUCUGAGAGGGGCGACAGUGGGAAGCAGGCCACAAAGCUCUGA
This is a messenger RNA of Coregonus clupeaformis (lake whitefish), 903 nucleotides long. RefSeq names its product C3a anaphylatoxin chemotactic receptor-like. The record is from RefSeq and is a predicted model, not a curated record. Gene Ontology annotation, molecular function: G protein-coupled receptor activity. Gene Ontology annotation, biological process: immune response; G protein-coupled receptor signaling pathway. Gene Ontology annotation, cellular component: membrane. Lineage: Eukaryota; Metazoa; Chordata; Actinopteri; Salmoniformes; Salmonidae.